Paramecium pentaurelia is the source of this 7833-nucleotide messenger RNA. The record is from the annotation of a GenBank genome assembly. Lineage: Eukaryota; Ciliophora; Oligohymenophorea; Peniculida; Parameciidae.
AUGUAAAUCAUUACAAAUUCGAAUCAUGGGUAAUUUGAUCCUAAUCCUCAUUCAAUACAAUCUAUGAAUGUUUAUGAAAUUAAUUAUGAUUUGAAUAGGAUUCUAGAAUUAGAAUAGACAGAUGUUAUACUUAACAUUAAUGAUAGAGAUCAUUAAUCAGAUAUUAAUGAGUUACAUAGCAGUAUUAUACAAAAUAUGAAUAGGUAUAAUGCCGAGAUGGAUGCCUAUUCUUUUAGAAUUGGAAAUAGAAAUAAAAGCAAUACUUCUCAAUAAAGGUAAUAUUCAUCCUGAUUUCAAUACAUAUUUUAACAAAAGAGUAUUACCAAUAAUGGAUAGUUUUUUAAAUAAAUUAUUUACAGAUCAAAGAUAAUUAAAAGUAUAAUGUUACUUCAAUGAAAUUCUAUUAAUGAUUUAAAGAUUAGCAUUAAAUAUUUGGAAACAAUAUCCAACAAUAAGUCUAGCAAUAUUUAAGAGAAUCUUUGUUUAUCCUGAAGUCAAAUUUUUUGAUUCUCAUUUUAAUGAAAGUUAAUUCAAAUAAGCAUUAUCAAAUUAUUAUUUAGAACGUCAUAUGGCACAUGUUUAAAAUGAGCAUAAUAUUGUAUAAGGAAAUGAUUUAGAUUAUUCUUAUUAAAGUUAUUAUCCAUUAUAAGAUGAAAUCUUAGAAGAUUUUCAUAAAAAUAAAUCUAGUAUUCAUUUAUCACCAUUAUUGAGAAUUUAAAUGCAUUAUUUUUAUAAAAAUGGAGGAUUUUCCUUAUUAAUUGAUGGAAUAAAUAAUUUUUAAAUGUUAUAUUUAGAUAUUUUAGAUUUAUUCAAUUAUUUUAGUAAUUUUGUUGAUAAAUAGAAAUUUAUUAAUUAUUUUUAAGGACUUAAAGAUUAAUUAAAAUUAUUAUAUUUAAAAAUUAAUGAAGAAGAUAUAAAAUUAUCUACUAAGGAAUAAGUUAAAAAAUUAAAUGAAACACUUGAAAAAGCAUUGUUUCCAUUUUAUACAAUAAGAGAAACAAAAGAAAUUAUUGGAUAAACAGAAUUAAACAUAUAUUUACAUUAUUUUAGAUGUCAUACAUUUGAAAAGCGUAUUUUUGGUAAAUUAUUAUUUUUUUAUAUAAUAGGAUUAUAAUAGAUUUGUGAAAAGAUAACUCCAUUAAAUUUUAUGGAUUGUAAUAUGAAUUAUGAAGUAGGUCAAAUGAAUGAUGAUAAUAUAAUGAAGGAUAUUUUAAUUAAUUUUUUAGUUAAGAAUAAAAUAUUUUAAGAAUUAUUUGGAGAAAAAGCUCAUUUUGAAUUAAUUAAACGUUCAAAUCCAAUAAUUCGUUUUUUAUAUAGAAAUAAUUAACUUUAAACAAGUGAUAUAAUUUAAAUUUUGAAGAUGGGAAAAGGUAAACAUGAAAGUUGGAGUAAUUUCUUAUUUAAAAUAUUGAAUGAUAUAGCUGAAAUAAUGUCUGAAUCUGAUAUGGAGGCUGUUUUAUAAGAGAUAUAAGAAUAGAAAGUAGAUUCUAAUAUUUUAAAUUUUAUUAAAUGUUUAGGUAGAAAUCAAAAUUUUGAUAAGAAAUACUUUUAAUAAAAGAAAGAAACUAAAGAUAAUAUUUUAACAGAAUUAGAGAUUGAAUAAGAAUCAAUUUAGAAUUCAACUAAAAAUUCAGAGAAACUUACUAUAAAAGUUUAUAAUGAAGAUUAAUAAUAAUCAGAGAAUUAAUAUUUAAUAAAUAGAAAUUAAGAUAGAAAAUUAUAAUAGUAAUAAUAAUAAUAAGAAAUUAAGAAGAGAAACAUUUAGAAUGAUGAUAGUAUAGAUACAAAUUAUGAAGAAGGAGAAGGUAUUAGAGGAAGAAUAGUAGAGUAUCUUUUAAAUAUAACAAAUUAAAAUUCUAAUGUUGAUAUUGAAUAAUAAGCAUUUAAAAUAGCAUUAGAUUUAAUUUGUAUGUAAUUUAGAUUUUUAAGAAUGAAAUAUUUAAAUUAAGCAUUUUAAAAAUUAUUUGAAAAUGAUACAUAAACUGAAAAUCAUAUUUAAAUGAUAUCAAAAAUUGUAGUAUCAUAAUAUCCAAUAGAUAAUUAUAAUUCAUAAUCUGAAUUAAUAAAAUAUUUGGAAUAGAAAUAUAAUUUUAAAAUGUCUUUAUUAGCAGUUAUUGCAAAAUCUAAAAAGAGAGCAUAUGAAUAAAAUAAAGAUCAUUAUACUGAAGUAAUUGAUUAAUUGUUAAAAUUUUAUUAAUUCUUAUAUUUGUUGACUGAUAAUAAAAUUGAAGCACAUCAUUUAAGAAUUAUUUGGUAAGUAUUGGUGAAUAAUGCUUUUAGUGUAAAAGAAUAUGAUUUAUUUUUUAAAUGGAUUUUUAAUUCUAAUAAAAAUAUAAUAUCAUUAGAUGCUUUAUAAAUGUUAUUUUUUGAUUAUUUAAUCAAAAUAGAUUACAAUUCAUAUACUGUACCAAUUUUUUCAUGUUUAUAGAAUUUAAUUAUGUAUUUCAAUAUAUAAUACAAAAUAUUAAAGACAGAUGUUAUGGAUUCCUAUAUAAUAUAAGAUUCUGAUAUAGUAGGUUUAGAAAUAUUAUGGAAAGUGUUUUUUGAAUGUAAUAAUAAGGAAAUAGUUUAAAAGGCUUAAUAGUUUUUACUUUAAAUAACUAGUUUUAAAUCAAUAAAUUAAUAAAUAAUGAAUAAAUUAAAAUAAAAUUAUAUUGAACAUAUAUUUGAUAAUGUUUAAUAAAACACAACAGAAAAAUGUUUAGAUUUAUGUAUUAAAUUAUUAGAAGAAGUGGAAGGAAUGAAAUAUUUAAAAUAAGAUAGUUUUGAAAAGGGUGAAUCAAGUGGUUAAAACAUGUUAAUUAUUAUUGAUAAUAGAUGUAAAAAUGCUUAACAUCCAAAAAGAUAAGAAAUAUCUGUACCUGAAAAUAUGAAAAUAAUACUUGUAAAAUAGAUUAUUGGAUAAAAGAUUAAUCCAUAAGUAAAAAGGAAUGAAAUUGAUGUAGUAUAUAGAGGAACAUGGCUUGAUAAUUAAAAGAGUUUGAAAGAUUAUAAAUUUGAUAAGAAACCUACUUUUCAAAUUUUGAUGAGACUUUAAUAAGAUGAAAAUUAAAAAAUUGAAGAUUCAAAACCAUUAGCUAUAUGUUAAGGGGAUAUUGAUGAUUUAAAAGAUGCUUUUAAUCCUUAAAAAUUUAGUAAAGUUGUUCCUCUUUCAAUAAAUGAACCAAUACCUUUAGGAAUGCCAAUUUAUAAAUAAUUAAAUAAUGAUUAAUAAGAAAAGAUUUAAAAAGUUAUGAGUAUAACUGAUGAAUUUAAUUAAGAAUUUGUAGAAUAUUUAUUAAAUGAAAAUAAUUGGAAUUUAGAAAUUUCUAUACUUGAAUUGAUUGAAAAUAGAGAAUUCCAUUUAUAAAAAUUUGAAGAAAAACAAAUUAGAUAAGUUAGUCCUCUAUAGGAUAAAUCUAAUAAAUAAUAACAAACUUAAUUUAUAGACAAUUAAAUAUCUAAUCCUUAAUAACCAUAAUAUUAAUUUUAGAAAGUUGUUUAGAAUGAAAAUAAUUUUUAAUUGGUUUAAAAAUUUAGUGUUGCAACUUUCAUUUCAGAAAAUAAUAAUUAUAUUUAAAAAUUAUUUGAUAUUUUAAAUUUAAAUGAUGAAAAUUUGAAUUCAAAAGUUUGGUAGAUUUUAUCUAUGAUUCCUAGAAAUAGAGAGACAUAUGAAUUGAUUGAUAAAUGUUAAUAAACAUCAGAAUGGGAAAAUCUAUUAGAUUAACAAAAUAAAUAUAAAUUAUAUUAUAAUCUAUAAAUAUUAAAAGAAUUAUUAGAUUGUGAUUUUAUAGAUGAUUAAGAUGAAUUAAGAAAACGAAAAUAAUGUAGAGAGAAUUUUUUAAUGUAAGGUGGAUUAAUUUAAAUAUAAUAAUUAUUCUUUAUGCCUAAUAUUGAUUCAAAUACUAUUUAAUUAGCAUUAGAAAUAUUUCUUAUUUAUUUUACAGCAUAUGUAUUAUCAAAAAUAGAGAGAAAUGAUGAAUUUUGUAGUAGAAUAAUCAAUUUAAAAGAAACUGUUAGAAAUCAAUUUAAAUAAUUUGAAGAUAGAUUACCUUCAAGUUUCUUUUUUAAUGAAAUUAAUGACUCUGAUAAAUCAAAAUAAAAGUCUGAAACAGCAUCAAAUUCUUAAUCAAGUGGAGUAUCUACUCCUAAAUUUAAUAAUGCCUCAAUUACUCCUCCUUUAACUCCACCUGUUGAAGAACAUUCAAUACCAAUAUCAAAAUAAUAAUUAUAGGUUUAAGAUAAUUUUGAUGAAAGACAAAUGUUAAUUCUUUAAUUUAAGGAAAAUUAACUUUUUUAAGGAUUUUUAGAUUUUUCUCAUGAAGAUCUGUUAAAAUCUUUGAUUAAUAAAAUUGAUUUAGGAUUUGAAUAAAUUUUCUAAGCAAUUUUAUUAAUUUUAUAUUAAAAUUCAAGUCUUGUACAAACUAUUUAUGAAAUUGAAAGUUUUCCCUCUUAAGUUAUAUAAGUUUUGACAUAAUCUUAAUCUUAAGAAUGUAGAAGGAUUUUAACAUAUUCAUUAAUUUAAAUUUGUAAAAUACCUUCUUAAAAUACAUAAAAUGAUUUUGGUUUCUAUUUAUUAAAAGAAUUAAUUCCUCAAAUAGUAAAUCCAAAUACUUAAUUUGAAGAUAUAUUCAUAUUGACAGCAGUUGUUCUUAAAAGAACUAAUUAUGAGAUGCUUACAUAAAAUUUUGACUUUUAAGAUUUAUCAUAAUAAAUAAUAUAGAAGAUUAUUGAUAGACCUAUAAUAGAAGAAAGAUUUGAAGAUAAUGAAGAUAAAGUAGUUUAAGGAUAUUUAAUACUUUUGACAGCUAUAAUAGAAAUAUGUCCUUAAACAAAGGAAGCAUUAUCAAAAUAAUUAAUUAGAUAAGUUUAUGAAUUUUUAUUUCAUUUAAAUGAUGAUUAUGCUAAAUAUCCAAAAUUUAAAAGAAAAUUAACAAGAAAGAGAACUUUUCAUUUAUUAAUUGAGGCAAGUAAAAAUUGUGAAUAAAAUUUCUUACUUUUAUUAGAUCCUAUAUCUAAUACUCAUGGAAGAAUUGAAUAACCAGAUUAAGAUUUUGAUACUGGUGUUAAAGGACAUUAUGGAUUUGUUGGACUAAAGAAUUUAGGUGCUACAUGUUAUAUUAAUUCAUUAUUAUAAUAAUUUUUUAUGAAUAAAGCAUUUAGACAUGGAAUUUUGAAUAGUUAGAUAUCACUAACAGAAAAUAAUGAAACAAUUAUUUAUGAUGAUGUUGAUUAAAUAAAAUCUGAAUCUGCAAAAAUUAAAUUAUAAGAUAAUACUUUAUAUUAAUUAUAAUUAGUAUUUAUACAAUUAUAGGAUAGUGUAAGAUCAUUUAUAAAUCCCAUUUAAUUUAUAAAGACUUUAUAAGGUUAUGAUGGUUUACCUAUAAAUUGUUCAGUCUAAUAAGAUGUUAAUGAAUUUUUCAAUUUAUUAACUGAUAAAUUAGAGAAAGAUUAAAAAGGUACUUAAUAAUAAGAUUUAAUACAUUAAAUAAUGGGUGGUAUAUUAGGACAUGAAAUUAGAUCAUUAGAAUAAGAUGUAGAAUUUUAAAGAGAAACAGAUGAAGUUUUCUUAACUGUAACAAUAGAAAUAAAAAAUAAGAAAAAUUUAGAAGAAGCAUUAGAUUUAUUUAUAAAAGCAGAUGUAUUAGAUGGAGAAAAUAAAUAUUUUUGUGAAGCAAUUAAUAGAAGAAUAGAUGUUGAAAAGAGAUGUUAUUUUAAAAAAUUACCUAAUACUUUUAUUUUUACUCUUAAAAGAUUUGAAUUUGAUUACAAUAGAAUGUUAAAAUUAAAAGUAAAUGAUUAUUUUGAAUUUCCAUCUGAAAUAAAUAUGUUUAAAUGGACAAAAGAUCAUUUAAUUAAUAAUCUAUAAUUAGAUGAUUAUACAGAUUAUAUAUAUAAAUUAGUAGGAGUUUUAAUUCAUACUGGAAGUGCAGAUAGUGGACAUUAUUAUUCAUUUAUUAAUUCUUAAGAGAAUAAAUGGUUUGAAUUUGAUGAUAGAUUUGUAAGUCCAUUUAAAUUUGAAAAUUUAAAAUAAGAAUGUUUUGGUGGUAAUAAUUAAUAAAAUGAUUAUUAUAAUAAUUUUGAUUGGGAUUCAAAUAAAUCAAAAAAUGCUUAUUUAUUAUUUUAUGAGAAAAUUGAUAAAUAAGAUAUUCAAAUUAAGGGUACAAAUGAAAAAUGUUUAUAAAAUAAGAUUAUCUAAGAGAAUAUAGUAUAUCUUAAGAAUUAAUUAUUUUAUUCAUCAGAUUAUUAAGCAUUUGUAAGAGAAUUUGUAUGUUAAUUUAAUUUUGAAGAUCAUUAAGAAUAAUAAUAGGAAUCCUAGAAUAUUUAAUAAAAAUCUGAUGAAUAGAGUAUAAUCAAUAUAUAAGAAUCUCCAUCAUUAAAAGUGGUUAAAUUAUUUACUUUAUUUUCUUUAGAAUCAUUAAUGAAGAAUAAAGAUUAAUCAGAAUUUGUUAAUUCAAUUCAUGUCUUAUGUGCUUUAUAUGAAAAAGUAACAUCAGCAUCAUUUUGGUUUUUGACUCAUUUGUAAACAAAUCUUAAUUUACUUAUAAAUACAAUAAUUGAAUCAACUUAAUAGGAAAUUAAACAUGCAUUUAGUAAAUUAUUAAUCCAAUCAAUUUAAUGUGUUGUUAAUUAUGAAGAAGAAUAAUAGAAACAUUAAUUUUAAACAUAAAAUUCAACUAUAACAUAAUUUUUAUCAUUUUUUAUUGAUAAUUUAUUGCCAAUAUGUAAAAAAUCAAUGAGAAGAGCUUCAGAAUUCUUUUAAAUUCUAAAAUUUUCAGUUUCUACAUCAUCAUUUAUUAUUGAUUAUCUAUAAAAGAAAGGAUAUAUAUAAAAGAUAUAUAAAUUAUAUAAGGAAACAAUUCAUGAAAAUUAAUUUCAUGGAAAUUGUAUGAAUAUAAGUAAAUUGAAUGAUAAAGGAUUGGAAGGUACUUGUUCAGUAAUGUGUGAAUUGAUUUGUAAAUCUAUUUUAGGUUCAUUUACUGAUGGAAUGAAAUUAACUAAUGAAAAAACACCAACAUAUUUAUUUUAACAUUAUAAUCAAUUUGUUAAUAUAGAUAAUAAGUUACUUACAGAUAUAAGAGAUUAAGGAGAUUAUAAAACUAUAUUUGCUCCUAUGGUUUAAUUAAAUCCAAUAGUUGUAGAUAUGACUAAGCAUCUUUGUUUUGAUGAUAUCUAAACAAGUGAAAUUAUAAUUGAAUAAUUAAUUUAAAUUCUUUUGGAUUAGAAUAUGGCUUGGCAUUAGAUUGAUCCAAUAUUUCAUAUAAUAGAAAGCAUACUUAAAAUAUAAGAUGCAUAUGGAGAUAUGAGAUUCUAAGUAUAAUUAAAUCAUUUAUAUUUUAGGCUUUAAUAGAAACAUAAACAAAGUUAGCAUUAUUUUCAAAAGGUAAAUCUAUUUUAGAUGCAAUUAAUAAUCAAUUUUUAAGUGAUAAAAACUUUUCAUAUUGUUUGGCCUCUUGGAUAGCUGAAAUAACACAUAAUUUUAAAGUUGCUUAGAAUUAUUUUAGUUCUAAUAAAUUUUAGAUUGAAAACAUUCUUGGAAAAUUAAAAAGAUAUAAGGAAUACUAAUUUUAUUUGAAUUUUCCUAUUCCUAAAAUAACAAAGGCUAUUGAUUAAGUAAUUAUAAAUUAUCACUAUUUUUUUUAGUUAAAUAUGCUUUUUAAUAAAUCAGAAAGUUAAAAUAUUGAUGAACCAAUUCUUUAGCUUUAGAAACCAUAAUAGAAAAUUGAAGAUAAAAAUUGUUAAUUAGAAACCAAUUACAAAGAUAAUAUUGAUUCUGUGUGUGAUUAAGGUAUGAUUUUAGAUGUUGGAAUAAUUGAUCCUUAGAAUAAUAAUGAAGAUUUACCUUAUUAAUGA